UGUUCAUUUUAUAAUUAUUAUUUUGCAUUAGAAGUAAAUAUUUUUUCUUUUAAAUUAUAUUUAAAAUGGAUAAUGAUAGUGAUUCUGAUAUAGGUGAUAUUUUAAAUGAUCUUCUAGCUAAUAGUGAAGUAGAAGAAAAUAAUAAAUCACCUCCAAAAGAAACUCUGAAAGAAUUAAACUUUAAUUUUUUAGAUAAUACUUCUAAAUUAAAUAAUGAAAAUGAAUCUAUUAAUGUUCAAAAGAAAAGUGAAAUACAUGAUGAUAUACUGGAUUCUUCAGAUGAUGAAGAUAGACGUUAUUUUGAGAAACAAAAAUAUUCUAGUUAUGGACGUGAUAUAAAGUCUUUAUUAAAGAAAGAAACUAUUAAAAAGAAUGAAGAUAAACCAUUAUCAUGUAAAACAAAUAGUAAAACAUUUGAUUUUAAUGCAACAAAAAUUAAUAAAAAUGUAAAUAUGAAUAAUAAUAUCACAGUUAUUUCUAAAGAUAUUUAUAGUGAUCCAUUUUUUGGUUUGAGAAUCAUUAAUCCAAUUGUUUCUUCAGCAGAAUUAAAAGCACGUAUGAUUGAUAAAAUAGCAGUUACAGUAUCAAAAAUAAAAUAUCAUCUUAAUUCUGAAAAUAUAGAGAAAGAUUGGGUAAUUGCAGGAGUAUUAAUAAAUAAAUCUUUACCAAAAACUUCUCAAAAAGGAACUUCAUAUUCUAUAUGGAAAAUAAGUGAUUUAUCUGAAAAUAUAAACACUAUAAGUCUUUUUAUGUUUAGUAAUGCUCAUAAAACUCUUUGGAAAACAACUAUUGGAACUGUGAUAGGUAUUCUUAAUCCAAAUAUUUUAGAAUCUAAAGACAAUUUUGAUUUAGCUACAUUAGCAAUUGAUAAUCCUCAAAGGAUCAUGAUUCUUGGUAAAUCUAAAGAUAUGGGAAAAUGCAAAUCAAAGAAAAAAAAUGGAGAACAAUGUAAUUCUAUUGUAAAUAUUAGUCGCUGUGAAUUUUGUUUAUAUCAUGUGAAAAAAGAAUAUAAAAAAUGUUCUCUUAGAGCAGAGUUACAAUCAUUUAGUAACACUCAGAAUUUUUCAAUAGAUAUGUUAAAAAAAAAAACACGACAACAACAGAAACCAUUUUUAAACAAUAUGCCUGAAUUUCAUACUGUUGUUGCAAUGAAAAGCAAAAAAUUAGAAGAAAAAGAUGCUAAACGGUUAGCAUUACUUUCAGGAAGUCAGAAAAAUGAUAAUUUAAUUAAUAAAAAUUUAAAUAAUAUGAGAGAUGAAAAUGAAAAAGUAGGAAUAUCAGAACAACAAUUAAAAAAAAAUUUUGAACAAAUAAACAAAUCAAGAGGUUGGAAAGCUGCUCUACUAUCUCAAGCAUCUUUAAAUUCUUGCAAAAAUAAUAAUAUAGAAAAAAAAAAUUUAAAUAUGCUUUCUUCAAAUCCCCAUUUAGGUAUUGGUUGUCAUAGAGGAAUAAUAGAUUUGUCAGAACCUAUAACUAAAAAACAAAUUAAUAUUGCUAAAAGAAAUGCAGUUAAUUGGGUUAAAGAAAAUGGAAAAAUCAAACCUAAGGAUCCAAAUAAAGUACAUUUGAAUAAAGAAGAAAAGUUAGAAAGGGGGAAAAAACGACCAAGAGAGACAGAAAAUGAUGAAAAGCAAGAAAUAAAAAAACCAAAUAUCUUAUCAGAUAAAUUUAAAGAAAUGAUGCAAACUAAGUCUACUCAUACUGAUCUUAUUGAAAAAUCUUAUGAGCAAGAAAAAGAUAAAUAUUUCAAUAAGCUGGAAAUGAAAGAAAAAUUAGAAGAAAAAAUGUUAACUACUUAUAAAAUUCCUUGUAAAGCUGUUAAAUGUUUAGUUUGUAAAUAUAUAUCAUUUUCUGCUUCUGACAUGUGUAAGGAUCAAAAACAUCCAUUGCGUGCUAUUGAUGCAAUAAAAAGAUUCUUUAAAUGUGCAGAUUGUGGAAAUAGAACUGUAAGUUUAGAUAGAAUACCUUCGCAUAGUUGUAUAAAAUGCAGCAGUUCAAAUUGGAUAAAAGCUGCAAUGAUGGAUGAAAGAAAAACAAAUGUUUCUAUCACCGCAUUAUCCAUACGUGGAGACGAAGAAACUUAUAUAGGAUCAAUCAUCAAAGAUGCCAAUCUUAAUCUCUUAGUACCAGAAAAUGAUGACAAAUAAUAUCAUGCUGAUUGAAAAUUUAUAAAUGAUAUAUAUAAAAGAGUGACAUCUUUUUUAAAACUUUUACAUCUAUUUAAUUUGUAUGCUAUGUUAUAAAU
Molecule: messenger RNA, 2245 nt
Organism: Apis laboriosa (Himalayan honeybee)
Lineage: Eukaryota; Metazoa; Arthropoda; Insecta; Hymenoptera; Apidae
Gene: Mcm10
Product: protein MCM10 homolog
Exons: 2
Coding region: 66-2147 (693 amino acids)
Biological process (GO): DNA replication initiation; DNA replication
Cellular component (GO): nucleus; replication fork protection complex
Molecular function (GO): single-stranded DNA binding; DNA replication origin binding
Source: RefSeq, a predicted model, not a curated record